Ornithodoros turicata is the source of this 3741-nucleotide messenger RNA. RefSeq lists its product as uncharacterized. NCBI's taxonomy places the organism in Eukaryota, Metazoa, Arthropoda, Arachnida, Ixodida, Argasidae. The transcript is spliced from 2 exons. Bases 413 to 1807 code for a protein of 464 amino acids. The record is from RefSeq and is a predicted model, not a curated record.
GUUGCUUAUAUGGACAAACCGGCGCGAACGGAACAGGCCCAGCGAAGGCAAACUACAUUGAAGUGAAGUGGAGUGAUUUUGUUUUGUGCUUCGCGAUUUCUUUGCGCUGUUUUAGUUGGUGCGGUACGAGGUCUAUGGUGGCGAAGCAAAUGGGACUUCACAGUGGCCCUUACCGUCAUAAUUGUGAGGUGUGAUGGUUUCAGCUUCAUGACGUGUUGUGUGAAAGAGUCUGCCUAUGAGUUGUGUCUUUGUUUGCGGUUUUGAAUGAAGAAAGGACAUGCCGUAUUACCAUUCGAACUUUAAAUGAUCACAUCGUGAACUGGUACAGCAAAGUGAUUAAUAACGGCUUUCUUGGUGAACUUUAUGAACUAGUGGACCUCACGUGUUGAUUGCCGCACAGAGGCAUGCCAGUAUGGCGACCGAAAGCGGGCCGGUGAAACGCUGUCAAACUUUCUGCAUGCGGGUCAGCAUGCUGGUGGCCCUGGUGGCAGUCUUGCUGGGAGCCAUGUGCCUGAUUAUGCUGCGCUUCCCGGAGAAAGACCUCCAGAUGGCUUCCACGGAUAUGAGACUCGUGGAAGCCGUCUCCAACGUCUGGUGCGGCGGCCAGGAGUUCGUCUCGGCCCACCCGUUCAGUGUUUACCGCGUCAGCGACCCCGUCCCACCACCAGUUCCUGCAGCUGUGAACCACCUCCACCACGUGAUAGAUCUCAACAUGAACGUACCUUCUGGAAAGUUCCAUUACCUUCGCUACUAUCUGUUGCCAGGCUCCAACGUUACCAUUGACGUCAUCGCUGACGGACCAGGUGGUACACUUCACGCCGUCAGGGGAGAAGAGGAACUUCGGAGAUGCAUCCGAGCUCUACAGGAGGAGGACGAUGACGACGACGAUGACGAUGAUUUCUACGAAGAAGGAACGCUUCGACGUCGUCAGCCAUCAUUCUACCGCUGGGCAAUGAAAUCAAAAAGGAUUGCCGCCGAUUCGACUCCCAACGAGUUCGAUGGAAUUAUUAAGCCUCGUCCUAUCACCGCUAGAUUGAGCUUUAGGGCUACAGCGGCUGACCUUUUUUACGUGUUAAUUGUGAACGAAAACAGAGCACCGCAGUUGCUUCUGUCGCGUUCAGUAACGAACUUCAAGAUCAGGAUCGACAUGAACCGAACGGUGUUUGGGAUCACGCCGCAAGACGUCAUCUGCUUAGAGCAGACACACUGUGUGUACCAUGUCCAUUUUGGAGCGGAAGACAGGCUUAUCCUCCACAUCCCGAGAGAACGCGACGCGGGAAACUCGGUCUUCACGAUCACCACUUCUUGCCGGCCACGGGUGUUCUUCUACGCCCUUCUGUUCAUCCUGAUCCCCAUUUUGUUCCUGGUGUUCCUGGGAGCGGUGAUCAGGGCGUUCAGCUAUCUCGCGAACACUUCGAACGAGGAGGGCAAGUACCUCCGUUUUAGGCUCUUCAGGGACGAAGAGAGUCUUAGAAGACGUAGGAGGGUGGAGCCCACCCCUGAGGAAGCUGUCACGGAGGAAGUCCUGGUCUGCCAUCUCCCCGGACUGGAUCCUCCCCGUACGCCGCCGCCGUGUUACACGUCACUGCAAGAGCGUGGGGAUGCCGUGCCCGAGAACGAAUCUCUCUUGCAGCGCCCGAGACCCGUUGUGCAGCCACCACGGUACUCCGAGGUGCUUCUACAAGAGCAGCUUUCCUCGGGUGACUUUAGUGUUGAUGAGCCGCAAGCCACAACCUCUGGAACACAGGACGUCUCGUUCAGAAGAGCUGGUCGAGACGACGAACUAAUAACGCCUGUCAUUUGCUAAAGUACAGUGGACAAGAUCUUGAAAAUGUGUACCGCGGACGGUGACAAUGUGCAAGCCAUGUGACCCCCUAUUGUAUAUCUUUGGGUUGCUGUUCCGCUGCAGCUAUUAGGCAUUUCACCUUCACUGCGUUAAUACCUUAGCGGUCAUAAAGUGUUGACACCGUUAUUCAGUGCCGUCAUAGACGUUUACAUCGACGUCUUAUUCCAGUAUUGACUCCUUUCGGAAACCGACGGUUAAGCACAGUAUUAUAAUUUCAAAUCUAAUUUCUUUAUCCCCUAGCUCCUUGUGUCAAGUCGUUAAAAACUUCAACAAAGUUCGUUUCGCCCACACAGCAGCCCUACUGUCCCGUAUUUGACAAUGAAUACGCCCAGGAGCUGUUAGGAGUGCGGACAUAUGUCGGUACCCACCGGUGAGACGAGGAACUCAUGGCCUGGCGUUUUGACUGUCGGCAGAGUGUGCGAGAUGAUUGGCCCAAGCCAUGCAUCUUCCGAUGGCGUCGAAUACAUCAUUUUCCCGUUCGACCGAAUGAAGUGGAUACAGGGGAGCUCUAUGCAUGGAAUGUGUUCCGAAAACUAGGCAGGCUUGUAAGCGUGCUAAACCUGCGAAGUCCUGGAAACUGUAGUGCGUGUAUAGUUUAAAAUUGUAGGUAGCACGGUCCCUGCGCAGUGCACGCGGUCCUCCUCGGAACUAUGUCUUUGCUCGUGAUGAAACAUGAGUGCCAGGCGGAGCGAUUCGGUAGGAGGGGUAUUGUACAGCGCAGAGGAUUUAUCCAGGCCCGUUCACGCUUACAUCUCCGAACGCUCCCGAAAUGUUUGGUAACACCUCUCCUUUCCUUUCCUGUGCAACUCCUACAGGAGGGUCUUCAUUAUUUUAGCUUUGGACAUAUGUCAGCAAUUAUGCAUCAGGCUGUUACAACGUGAUUGUAAUAACGGCCCCCCAAAAUAUUUUACAACACCCCUCGUGCGUAUGAUUUUGGAUAAAUCACUGACAGCGCGAUCCAUGUAACGUUUACCUUCAAAAGGGAGAUAACAGCGGUAUACGUAUGUCACCCUGUACGCUGCGCCCAUUACAGUUUCUUCCCCCACCCCACCCUCAAAAAAAGACAUCACAAUCUGCAUAUUGUUCCAUGUAUUACGAGUAAAAACUUGAUGGGUGCAGCGUGAACGGCUGUAUCUGUGAGCAAGAAAGUUGGAAUAACACGCCGCAUGAAAUGCAUUUCAUAAAUCAAAAUGAAAUCGUGCUCUGCAUGGCGCGAGCUACAGAUUGAGUUGCCAGUGCUCUCCAACAACGGGGACUAGAGCCCGCUUGCACGAGUGUUGAGGACAUUCCUCAGCGGCGUCCUCAGUAGCGUCAGUAGAGCUUCGUGCAGAUGUCUACACACAGUCCUCAAAAUGCUGCUCGUUCGUUGAGAACUGGCAAGACUACUGGGGCCGGUAUCGAGGAAUCUCUUCCGAGGACGUUCCUGCAAGCGGGCCCAGGAUAGGCCAAGUGGAGGCACUGUAGUACAACUGCCACCAAAGUUGACGCACUGUGAUAUGCGCCCCUGUAACACGUAAAAAGGACGUCGUAACCAUAUCAUGAAAGACAUACAUGCGGUAAACAUGCCCGUUAAGAUUGAGCGGGCUCCCUUGCUGACGGAGACAAAAUACAAUCUGAUAGCGUCGAGACUGCCUCAAUGUCAUCUUGGCACAGCAGCUUUAUGGCUCACAGAAAAUAGGCAGCGUAUCAGUAGAGACUGUGCACUCUUGACGCAGCGGUGCAUGAUAAGUAUGACUAUGGGCUUCGUCCGCAAAAAAAAAAAGGUGUCACGCGCCUGUCUACAAGGUGUAGAAUUUGCACGGUCUCUCCCGUAAGGGCGCUCGUGCAGGACAUUUCAUGAGUGUACAAACAUGGACUAUCAAUGUUGUUGUGAAUAAACGUGUGAGUAAGUAUGA